UUUAGGUUGCUUAGCUUUAAUGUGAUAGUCAGAUGGUAAAGUUAACCUAGCGUCCUCAGUACUUGUUUAGCAAAAAAUGGAUAUAGAAAUAAGUAAAUCUUGGUGACAUGACUGACCCAGCCCUAACCACACAAUCAAAAGUGAAAGUAAAACGUGGUCUACCGAGAUUUUAUGAUCGUGAGAUUUCUUCACCACAGAAAGAUUUUUACGAUUGUUUAUAGUACACAUGUAUAACGUUAGUUGAUUUGUCUUCAGUGCAUUUAAGAUGCAUGUGCUUUAUUGUAUUUUUAUUUCAGCACUGCUGAAGAUCGCUGAUGGCUUUACAGUAAACGAACCCUCAGGUCCUCUGGUUGUUCCUCUGGGAGGUUCAGUGGUUCUGCCCUGUUUUGUUGAGACACCCUUACCACUGGAGGAUCUGGAGGUGGAAUGGAGAAGAUCAGACUCACAGACUCUCAUUCAUCUGUAUCAAGAUGAAGAUAUUAGACCAGAGUCUCAACAUCAGGAUUAUCAUGAUAGAGCUCAUUUCUUCACUGAAGAUAUUAAACAUGGAAACUUCUCACUCCUGUUGAACAAUCUGACAGCUGAAGAUGAGGGACAAUACACAUGUAAAGUUUACUCUGGAAAAGAGUCUGGAGAAACUGUGGUGGAAAUUAAACAUGUUGAGCGUUUAAUAGUUUCAGGAUCAAAUAAGUCCAUAUCUGUGUAUGCGGGUGAGGACGUAACACUGAACUGCUCUGUGGACUCUCACAUCAAACCUGAAGAGAUUGAAGAGGUUUCAUGGAGGAAAAGAAAUAAAGAUGAAGAAAUCCUGGUUCUUCUCUAUCAAAACAAUGAAACUCAAUCGGGAUCAUCAGAUGAGCAAUACAGAGACAGAGUUGAGUUCUUCACUGACGAAAUCCACAGAGGAAACUUCUCUCUCAGACUGAAGAGAGUCAGGACUGAAGAUAAAGGAGUUUACAUCUGUCAAGUGUUUACUGGACGACUUUCAGCAAACACAACUGUAAUACUGGAACAACUGGGUUUCUCUGGAUUACACGUAUUGGUGUUAAUUCUCUGUAUUACUGCAUGUGGAUCUGCUCUUGUGUUCUGCUCUCUCAUCUACCACAAAUUAAACAUCACAGACACCAGCAGAAUCGUGUGGUAUCUUCAUGUUUCUCUUGUCAUUUUCCCAAACAUCUGCGUUUUCUUUGCCUUCUUCAUCUGGGGUGUUAUUGAAGGAUUUCUGGAUGAGACCAUCACUUGCUGUGCUCUUUAUAUUCUGAGGAUCUUUAUGUUGUUUUGGGCCGUGCCAUAUUUAAAGUAUCUUCAAGAUAACCAUACAACUUGGAUUAAGUUUUCAAGUAUACCAAGAGAAUUAUCAUUUUUUUCAAUUAUUGUUUAUUCAGUUUUCUUUGAACAUGCCUGGAAACAGCGUGCACACGACACAGACACUGAACCUAUUAAAGCUUUUGGAAUUAGUUUUGAAAUAGGGGUUUCUCGUGAAGCUGGUGGAAUGUUUUUUGGAAUAGUGGUACUGCUGAGUCUCAUUAUCAUCUUCCUUAAAGAUUUAAGAUUCAAAAUAUCAAUUACAAUUUUGGUUGUUGUGCUGUCUUGGAUUCAAACUUUUCAAUUAUUCUUCUCAUUUGCAAUUGAGAAAAAGAAUUUUUUUAUGGUCUUUGGUGUACUGGGAUUUAUGGUUUUUUACAUUCUUCUGCCACAGAUAUUGAAAGCCUUCCAGAAGAUAUGGAAAUUACCAAUAGGACUCUGGGAUAUCCUUCUGUGGAUAAUUUUCACAAUAAUACUGCUGGAUAUCUCUCUAGAGACAUAUUUACAUCGAAAGAUUUUGGAACGUCAGACAGAUUUGUUAGGUUGGAUCUGUGUCAUGUGUUUUAUUGCCAUCCUGAAGAGGAUUGUACUCUUUGAACACAUUUUUCAUGAGGCCAGUUUGUUUUUAAGAGGGCUGGAACAACAACCAACAAAAGCUGUGGUAGCUGAUAAAAGUCUGCAAGGAUCAAGUUCAUGGCUUCUCUGCAAUGUAAUAAUGUACAUGUUUGGAGCAGUUGGUGUGGUUUUGUUGAGUUCUGUUGCCCUGAUGGUGGAACUUAUUCUGAAAGCAAGAAAUGGGGAGCGUAUGAUAAAUGAUCUGAGAGUCAUCGUCUUUCCUUCGGAGUGUGUUUUUGCCUCAUAUUGGGCUGUUUUACUACUACAUGCUUUCUGGAAAAUUUUAAAGACUGUAUUGGUACUCACUCAAAAGAACACGCCUGAAAGACACAGACAGGAUCAAAGGGUAACAGUUACUCCAGAUAUGAAGUGUUUGGUUCCAAAAUGAGAUGACAAAAACAUGUUUAUUAUAAUGUUAUCAUGUAAUUCUUGUUGAUUAUCCCACUGAUCUAUAUAAAUGAUUGGAUUGCGCAUAGAACGCUUAAAGGGCAAGUUCGGUAUUUUACACUUAAAGCCCUGUUUUCAGAUUGUUUAAGAACGUUUUUGACUGAAAUUUAGACAUAUGAUACUGGCCCGAGAAGAGAGCUUGAAUAAUAGACACUCCAGCCCAGUUGGUGGCAAAAAUCCACCUUUGCCACGGUCCAGUUCAAAGUCUUUAUAGCCAAACAAAACUAUUUAUGGAGCUCGACUAACGGUACUGUCUGCCAUGUUUGGCGCGGUUUAAAUUGUGCAUACUUGAAUGUAAGAAUUUCAAUUUAAGCUUAUACACGGUGUAAGCUUAUAAUUGUAGGGAAGAUCAUUAAUGAAAUGAUUUUUUCAGAAGAUGAUUCAGAAUGUUACGAGCUGAAUGAAAAGUAUAUAGAGAAAGUAAAGAUGCCGUUUUUGAUGUCAAGAAUGAGAUCAUUAGAUAAAGGAGAAAAGAAU
This is a messenger RNA of Paramisgurnus dabryanus, 2844 nucleotides long. The record is from RefSeq and is a predicted model, not a curated record. NCBI's taxonomy places the organism in Eukaryota, Metazoa, Chordata, Actinopteri, Cypriniformes, Cobitidae.